AUGGUCUCCAAAUAUUUGACACCGCAGUCUGGUGAGCUCUGUAUGAGAUGCUUCAUCGACACGGAACUCUCUCGAAAUGCAUGGAUAUUCCUACGAGCCCGUCGACAGUAUCGUAGCGUCUCAGAUCGCUGGCGACCAGGCAACCAGCUUGAGGUGGUCCCCGAUAGCCUCGAGGAGACAAUACAAAAACAUCGAUUCGCGAAUCGCCAGACGUUCACUAUUCGAAAGAUACCCGCUCGAAAACAUGAUAAUGAGAGGGAAUUUGUUCGCCCAAGGUCGAUGCCGACCCGCCAAAAGUCGAAUGCACAUCUCUCGGUUCCCUCCGUCGCGUUAUCGGGACCUCCUACUGACCGAGUGAGGUUGUCCCAAAUUCUCAACAGCGAUGAAGGUACCAACAAUAAAUUUGAUCUCCACUCCUUUCAAGCACGACGCAACCCUGCAGUCGACCCAACAAGACCAAAUAUUUCGUGGGCGAAGAAUGCACCUUACGGUCCGUCUACCGAACUCCCCUGGCUCAGUUAUGCGGAAAUGUCCGACGGCGGAGGUAUUGCUUGCUUGAGUGAGGAAAUUAGAGCCUUUGAAAAAUACAUGCUGCAAACACCAAGCGAAAGAGAUGCUGUUGAAAAAGCCCAACAUGAUGCCGUCGUAUCCCUGCAAUCAGGAGAGGCGGACUUUCCCAUUCUCAUCGGGUCACAGAGAACAGGAAUGGCCUUGCCGCACUCCUCUGUCGACCUGUUUGUCUCCAUCAAGGAUCUUGAGAGGGCGGAAGGUGGCCGGGGUCCAAGUGCCACCAGGCCAAAGAUGGUGCAAGCGCGGCUCAAACGCCUACGCGAGAUUGCGAGUACACUAAAAGAUUCUCGCUCACUUUCCAAUGUUAUGCUGAAAAGAGAUAGAGACCCAACCUUAGCAGCUCUCCACGAUGCUACGGGUCUGCAGGUGCAAUUCCAAUGCGGACCCAGUCCACCGGCUUCCAUCGAUUUUAUUCUCAACUACCGUGCAGAAUUUCCAACGCUCCGCGCCUUAUUCAUGGUCUUGCGAAUACUGCUCGAAACGCGUGGCCUGUUUGGUGGAGUUGAUGGAGGUGUGCGCCCGUAUCUCCUAAUUAUGAUGAUUGUUGCGGCUCUCAAGAUUCGAGAGGGCAAAUACCAGCGCGACAACGUGGGCAGUCAAUUGCUUCACGUCCUUGAAUUUUAUAAAGAUACAGCUUUUACCAAAUACGGUGUUUCUGUCGAGCCGCCUGGUCUUUUCGACAAAGAGGUAGGCGUAAGUGUGAAGAAGAAUGGGAAGUUGAUUCCUCACCCAUAUCUAAGAGGCCAACGUAGCAUCAGCAAACGUUCCUCAUCAUCGCCAUGCGAGGGUAUGCUGAGCUUGCAAGAUCCCUCUGAUUUCAUGAAUGACGUGGGAUCCACCUGUCCUGUUAUGUCCCAAGUGAAGCAGCUGUUUAAAGCUACAUAUGAUGAUCUCAAAGCUCGAAUAAAAACCGAGGGAAAGCAGGGUACUGCUCAUAAUCAUCAACAACAGCAACAACAACAACAAUGGCAACGGCAACGGCAGGUCAAUGUCGUUGAAAAUAAUGUGAACAAAGUUGACGGAAGCAUGCUUAGUGUGGCCCUGGGUGCGAACUACCACGACUUCGAAAGAUUUCGAGAUCGACUUCUCGUCGUUGCUUCUCCCACAGGACAUGUCCGCACUGGCGAAAUGGAUCACAAUUUUGAACUGCUCCCACCCCCACUCGGGGAGGUGAGGUCGCAUAUGGAAAGUUGGCCCACGGAGGAAAACCAAGAAAAGUGUGUUCCUCCUGGAUAGCUUGCUUUCCCGCAUCCGUGAUUAGGUACACUUAUGGCUCCAUGAUACUAGAUUUCCUUCAGACUUACCAACCACAGUUCCCCUUAUAUCUGAGACUGGCUCUUUGUCUUAGGAAAAAUUCCGGCUUGAACAGAGCUCAUCUAAUGGAAUGAUGCGUCAAAUGUGAUGGAUAAAAACAUAAUCGUUAAUGCGAAAUGUCGCAGCACAGCUCUUGUCAAUACUCUCCACUUCCAUCAAACUCUUUAGUCCUUCUUCCUCUUU
Molecule: messenger RNA, 2067 nt
Organism: Histoplasma capsulatum G186AR
Lineage: Eukaryota; Fungi; Ascomycota; Eurotiomycetes; Onygenales; Ajellomycetaceae
Exons: 1
Coding region: 1-1806 (601 amino acids)
Biological process (GO): RNA 3'-end processing
Cellular component (GO): TRAMP complex; nucleolus
Molecular function (GO): mRNA binding; poly(A) RNA polymerase activity
Source: RefSeq, a predicted model, not a curated record